AUUUAUUUUACGUAUUUUGAUAAAUAUUUCAGAAAACAUAAAAAAAAUUCUCAAAAAUUUGGUUUACUUUGGCAGCAGCUGUACUUUGUAAUCUUUUGGCCCCCUUUAGGUCAUUUCGCUUUUAAAUUGUGCAGAAGUGCUCAGUUUCUGACCCCUAUCAUGUGUGAGCCAAAGGCGCGCAUAAAGGCAACUCCCGAGCGUUGCUUGCGCUGCUGUCCGCCGUGCUGCAAUCCCUGCCUCUGCUGCCCGCCCGAGUGCUGCAGGCCAUGCACCGCCUACUGCAUAUUCGACCUGGAGAGCGCAGUGUUUGAUACCCGUCAAAUCUAUCAACGCGCCUGCCGUGAGCUCCUGGCCAGCUAUAAUAAGACUCUGCCGGAGGCGGUGAUCCUGCGCAGCGCUGCCAUGGAGACGCAGGAGAUGGCCGAGCUGAUCUGCCGCAAGUGCAAGCUGCCCAUUCCCUGGGAGAAUUUCCUGGUGCAGCUGAACGAGCACACGUGCGAGCUAAUUGGCAAUCCGCCGCUAAUCGACGGCGUGGAGCGUCUGGUCAACCACCUGCAUGACAACUGCAUUGGCCUGGCCCUGAUCACGGCCAGCAAGCGGGAGAUCUUUUGCAAGAAGAUACGCGGCAGAGAGGAGUUCUUCAGCCAGUUCGAUCAGGUGCUCUGCGCCGAUGAGUACAAUCGGCCCAAGCCGGAACCGGAUUGCUACUUGAUAGCCAUGCGCCUGCUCUGCGAUCCGCCCUGCGUCGAGUGCUGCCUGGCCUUCGAUGGGACGCCCAAGGGGGUGCAGGCUGCCCGGGACGCACGCUUAAAGGUGAUUAUGCUGCCCGACCCGGAGCUGCCUUGCUGCUGGUCUGAGCUGGCAACGCAGCGACUCGAAACAUAUCUCGAGUUCGAUCCCGUAGAAUUUGGUAUGCCCUACCUGGAGCCGAUGCCAGAGCCGCCAGCAAUUAUGUCAGGUGGAGAGAGCGAGGAGGCGGAGGAGGAGGAGGACGAGGGCGAGCAGAACGACGGGGAGGCGGUUGAGGACAACGACGAGGAGCCACCAGCGGAAGCUUAAGUGUUCUAUAUAUAUAUACAUGUGCAUAUAUAUACAUACAGAUACAUAUGUACAUAUGCAUAUAUAUAUAAAUAGAAUGUUUUAUAGGUUUUUAAGCAAAAAUUUCUGGUGCACUUCUGAAACAUUCAACAGGAAAUAUUUACCGGGUGACAAUCGGCUGACUAUCUACUAAAUUAUGGUUAAAAUAUCUGAGAACGAAAAGUUGUAAAAAAUUUAUAUUAAAUGGUAAUAUAACCCUA
This is a messenger RNA of Drosophila mojavensis, 1298 nucleotides long. RefSeq names its product probable pseudouridine-5'-phosphatase. The record is from RefSeq and is a predicted model, not a curated record. Bases 160 to 1059 code for a protein of 299 amino acids. Lineage: Eukaryota; Metazoa; Arthropoda; Insecta; Diptera; Drosophilidae. The transcript has 2 exons. Gene Ontology annotation, molecular function: phosphatase activity.